UUCAGUUCGGAACGUGUUUGAGUGUGCGUUUCUGUGUGCUGUGUCGUGCGCGCGAGAGCACUGAGCUCCGUAUCUCCGCCAGCAGCAGCAUGUCGGACCGCGCGGCCUUCGACACCAACGUGGUGACGCUCACGCGCUUCGUGCUCGAGGAGGGCAGGAAGGCCAAGGGCACCGGGGAGCUCACGACCCUCCUGAACGCCGUGUGCACGGCCGUCAAGGCCAUUUCCUCUGCCGUGAGGAAGGCCGGCAUCGCCAACCUGUAUGGCAUUGCUGGGAGCACCAACGUGACUGGAGACCAGGUGAAGAAGCUGGACGUCCUGUCCAACGACCUGGUGGUCAAUAUGAUCAAGUCGUCUUUCACGUCCUGUGUGUUGGUGUCGGAAGAGAACGAGAAAGCGAUCAUCGUGGAGCCUGAGAAGAGAGGAAAAUAUGUUGUCUGCUUUGACCCGCUGGAUGGUUCAUCAAACAUCGACUGCCUGGCAUCAAUUGGGACCAUUUUUGGCAUCUAUCGAAAAACAAGCAGCGAGGAGCCAAGUGAGAAGGAUGCCUUGCAGCCAGGGAGAAACAUGGUGGCAGCUGGGUACGCCCUGUACGGUAGUGCCACCAUGCUGGUCCUCUCCACAGGCCAGGGGGUCAACUGCUUUAUGCUGGACCCUGCUAUUGGGGAGUUCAUUUUGGUGGACAGGGAUGUGAAAAUAAAGAAGAAGGGGAAGAUCUACAGUAUCAACGAAGGCUAUGCCCAGUAUUUUGACCCUGCUGUGAAUGAAUACUUGGAAAAUAAGAAAUUCCCCGAGGAUGGCAGCGCUCCCUAUGGAGGACGUUACGUGGGUUCUAUGGUCGCUGAUGUACACAGGACACUGGUGUAUGGAGGCAUCUUUCUCUACCCUGCCAAUAUUAAAAGUCCCCAAGGAAAGCUGAGGCUCCUGUACGAGUGCAACCCCAUGGCCUUCAUCAUGGAGCAGGCUGGGGGCAUGGCCACCACGGGCACUGGGAAUGUGCUGGACAUCCAGCCUAAGUCCAUCCAUCAGAAAGUCCCUGUGGUGCUGGGCUCUCCGGAUGAUGUGCAGGAGUACAUCUCACUUGUCAAGAAGCACACGAAGUGAACGUUUCCUCUUGUGUAUUAACCAAAGAAUGACACAGAAAGGUUUACCGUUAGCAGGAAAUCAUGAGGUGUGGCCUUAUUUCCAUUUUUUUCAGUGCAUUACAGAAGAGAAUUGAUUGUAAAUCACUUUGGAUCAUUACCAGAUUUCUGUGAUUUUCUUAAAUAGAAGGACUGUCAAUAAGAUAGUCAGAAGGACCAGUUAGAACCAAAUGACCAAACAUUACCUUUGUUUACAUGAUAUUUGCAGUUUCAGUAUGUCUGUAAUAAGGAGAUGAUUGUUGCCAAUAAAAAAAAAUUUCCAACUUGAA
Molecule: messenger RNA, 1410 nt
Organism: Scleropages formosus (Asian bonytongue)
Lineage: Eukaryota; Metazoa; Chordata; Actinopteri; Osteoglossiformes; Osteoglossidae
Gene: fbp1a
Product: fructose-1,6-bisphosphatase 1a
Exons: 7
Coding region: 90-1103 (337 amino acids)
Biological process (GO): fructose 1,6-bisphosphate metabolic process; sucrose biosynthetic process; gluconeogenesis
Cellular component (GO): cytoplasm; cytosol
Molecular function (GO): fructose 1,6-bisphosphate 1-phosphatase activity
Source: RefSeq, a predicted model, not a curated record